This is a messenger RNA of Vitis vinifera (wine grape), 1158 nucleotides long. RefSeq lists its product as uncharacterized. The transcript has a single exon. Gene Ontology annotation, molecular function: zinc ion binding. Bases 1 to 1158 code for a protein of 385 amino acids. NCBI's taxonomy places the organism in Eukaryota, Viridiplantae, Streptophyta, Magnoliopsida, Vitales, Vitaceae. The record is from RefSeq and is a predicted model, not a curated record.
AUGUCGAUUGGUGCAUCUCUUGUUGGGUUUCACACAUCAAUAAGGCCUGUGAUUGUAGUUGAUGGGACGUUUUUGAAAGCAAAGUACUUAGGGACUUUAUUUAUUGCAGCGUGUAAAGAUGGCAACAAUCAGAUAUGCCCUUUAGCCUUUGGGAUUGGUGAUUCAGAAAAUGAUGCCUCAUGGGAGUGGUUUUUACAAAAACUGCAUGAUGCACUUGGACACAUUGAUGAUUUGUUUGUGAUAUCAGAUCGACAUGGUAGCAUUGAAAAAGCAGUACAUAAAGUAUUUCCCCAUGCGAGGCAUGGUGUCUGUACUUAUCACGUUGGACAAAAUUUGAAGACAAAGUUCAAGAAUCCUACAAUUCAUAAGUUGUUCCAUGAUGCUGCCCAUGCUUAUCAUGUUUCAGAGUUUAAUUUUAUAUUUGGGCAACUAGAGAUGAUUGACCCAAGAGCAGCAAGAUAUUUGAUGGAUAUAGGUGUUGAUCGAUGGGCACAUUCAUAUUCUACCAGAAAAAGAUAUAAUAUCAUGACGACAGGGAUCGUUGAAAGCCUUAAUGCUGUGUUGAAAAAUGCUAGAGAUCUUCCAGUUUUGCAAUUGGUUGAAGAAUUGAGAAACUUACUUCAAAAAUGGUUUGUGACUCGUCAACAACAAGCAAUGUCAAUGUCAACUGAACUUACCAUGUGGGCUGAUGGAGAACUUCAUUCGAGGUAUAAUAUGUCAGCAACAUAUCUAGUGGAACCUAUCAACUCCAAGGAGUGUAAUGUUAACUAUGCUGACAUUAGUGCUCAAGUGAAUUUAGACACUCGUUCAUGCACAUGUCGACAAUUUGAUCUUGAUCAUAUUCCAUGUGCACAUGUUAUUGCUGCUUGUAGAUUUUACAACAUUUCAUGUUACACUUUGUGCUCCAAGUAUUUUACUACUAAAGCAUUGUUAUCUUCAUAUUCAAAGUGUAUUUAUCCAACUGGAAAUGAAAUAGAUUGGGUAGUACCUAAUCAUAUUCGUGACAAAGUUGUGUUACCACCUAAAACGAGACGUCCAACAGGAAGACCAAGGAAAGUAAGAAUUUCUUCUGGUGGAGAGGGCAAGCACACAUCUCGUUGUAGUCGAUAUGGUCAAUAUGGGCAUAAUCGGAAAACAUGCAAACGACCAAUCCCUUGA